Molecule: messenger RNA, 6527 nt
Organism: Cyprinodon tularosa
Lineage: Eukaryota; Metazoa; Chordata; Actinopteri; Cyprinodontiformes; Cyprinodontidae
Gene: adamts9
Product: ADAM metallopeptidase with thrombospondin type 1 motif, 9
Exons: 40
Coding region: 293-6103 (1936 amino acids)
Biological process (GO): proteolysis; extracellular matrix organization
Cellular component (GO): extracellular matrix
Molecular function (GO): metalloendopeptidase activity; zinc ion binding
Source: RefSeq, a predicted model, not a curated record
UGAUCUGAUCCCGCCCCUAUCCUACUUUACGGGUUCAAUGAGCGCAUCGCCAUCGCACUGUUGGAGCUGCAGCCCACUACCCACCCCUCUCCCUCUGCAGUAUGCAUGUUCGCCAGGGAGUCCGUGAAGCGUUCGCCUCCCAGCUCUGCACUCCUUCAGCGGCCGGACAGCAGCAGCUGAGCCAGAGCGGACGGUAGUAGAGUUAGAUGCGGCGGCAGAAAGGCGCGGAGUGAGCGCAGGAACACAGAGUCACCAACAGGCUGCCCGUCUCUCUCCUCUGAACGUGGACAACAUGCAUGUGCUCCUCUGGGGCUUGGGGUUCCUACUAUUCCCUGAUCUCUUGAAUGUAGUCGCAUCCACAGCGAGAUUGAUCCGGAGCGCAAGCACAGUGCCAGAGGAGUUGGCCGCUUAUGAGAUUGUAACACCGGUGCGAGUAAAUGAAGCCGGUGACAAGCUUCCAGCCGGUGUGCACUUCAAAAGGAAGAGACGGAGUUUGGAAGAGCUGGGCACAGCGGAUCACUGGGCCGCGGCAAAUAUCCACUACAGGAUAUCUGCUUUCGGGAAGCACUAUCACCUCAACCUCACGCUGGAUUCGGGAUUUAUUGCGCCCGUUUACACUGUGACGAUACUUGGAGCGCCCCGAGGAGAUAACGGGACUGCUUUUGCAACAGAUGCGGAAAGGGAGGAGGAAGAAGAGGAGGAGGAGGAGGACACGGAGUUAAGGCACUGCUUCUAUAGAGGACAUGUGAAUGCCCAUGCACAACACGCCGCAGUCAUUAGUCUCUGCUCCGGACUGUUUGGCACUUUCAGGUCUCCUGACGGGGAGUAUUUUGUGGAACCCCUGCACAGCUACCAAGGGGAACACUAUGAAGAGGAACACACAAAACCUCAUAUCGUAUACAGGAAACUUUCAUCCGGGAAUCACACAUCUGAAGACACCUCAGCCUGUGACACUUCAGGACACAAACACAGGCAUAAGAGGCAGAGGGCAAGGAAGAGGCCAGCCCCCGUUCCCAGUGCGGCCCCUCUGGUCGGCGCUGGUAUACUCAGAGACCUGGGAUCACUGAGCGCCAGUCUGGCCAGUAGCACUUGGCUCAGAUCAGAGCGCGGCCUUGCCAGCAGCAGACCGUCAAAUGAUAGCAGUGGUGACUCAGGACCUCACAGGAGAUCAAAGCGCUUCCUCUCCUACCCGCGCUUUGUUGAAGUUAUGCUGGUCGCCGACAGCAAAAUGGUGGAGCAUCACGGCAGCAACCUGCAGCACUACAUACUCACGUUGAUGUCAAUAGUCUCUUCCAUCUAUAAGGACCCAAGCAUUGGCAACCUAAUUAACAUUGUGAUUGUUAAGUUGGUGAUCCUCAACAGCGAGUUGGAUGGUCCAGCUAUUUCAUUUAACGCACAGGCCACUUUAAAGAACUUCUGCAUCUGGCAGCAGAGCCAGAAUGUCCUGGACGAUAACCACCCCUCCCAUCAUGACACCGCCAUCCUUAUCACCAGGCAAGACAUCUGCAGAGCGAGGGACAAGUGUGACACGUUAGGCCUCGCAGAGUUGGGGACUGUGUGUGACCCAUACAGGAGCUGCAGCAUCAGUGAGGACAAUGGGCUCAGCACUGCUUUCACCAUUGCCCAUGAACUGGGCCAUGUCUUCAACAUGCCUCAUGAUGACAGCAACAAGUGUAAGGAGGAUGGAGUGAAGUCACAGCAGCAUGUCAUGGCUCCCACGCUCAAUUACAACACAAACCCUUGGAUGUGGUCCAAGUGUAGCAGGAAGUACAUCACAGAGUUCCUUGACACGGGGUAUGGUGAGUGCUUGCUCGACGAGCCCGUUUCUAGGCCAUACAGUCUCUCGCAGCAGCUGCCUGGGCGGAUAUACAGUGUCAAUAGACAGUGUGAAUUGAUAUUUGGGCCGGGAACGCAGGUGUGCCCUUAUAUGACUCAGUGUCGGAGGCUCUGGUGCACAAGUCCAGAGGGCGCCCAGCGGGGCUGUAGGACACAGCACAUGCCCUGGGCAGAUGGCACUGAUUGCACACCUGGAAAGCACUGCAAACACGGCCUGUGCAUUCCCAAAGAGCUCGACGCCACUCCUGUGGACGGAGCAUGGGGGGUUUGGAGCCCUUUUGGUACAUGUUCUCGAACAUGCAGUGGUGGCAUAAAGAUUGCAGUACGUGAAUGCAACCGACCAGUACCGCGGGGCGGAGGAAUGUAUUGUGUUGGUCGCCGGAUGAAGUUCCGUUCUUGCAAUUCAGAACCAUGCUCAAAGAAAAAGAAGGACUUCAGGGAGGAACAAUGUGCUGUUUUUGAUGGAAAACACUUCAACAUCAACGGUCUACCUCCUAAUGUUCGCUGGGUUCCCAAAUACAGCGGAAUUCUGAUGAAGGACAGAUGUAAACUGUUCUGCAGGGUGGCUGGCAGCACUGCCUACUAUCAGCUCAGGGACAGGGUCAUCGAUGGCACGCCAUGCGGACCCGAUACCAACGACAUCUGUGUCCAGGGCCUGUGCAGGCAAGCAGGUUGUGAUCACGUUCUGAACUCUAAAGCCAGGAGGGAUAAGUGCGGUGUCUGCGGUGGUGACAACUCUUCCUGCAAAACUGUAGCGGGAACCUUCAACACUGUACGCUAUGGCUAUAAUGAAGUAGUGAGAAUACCCAGUGGUUCUACAAAUAUAGAUGUGCGGCAACACAGCUACUCAGGGAAGCCGGAGGACGACAACUACCUCGCGAUAUCAAACAGGCGUGGAGAAUUCCUGCUCAAUGGAGAGUUUGUGGUGAGCAUGUUCAAAAGGGAAAUCAAAGUGGGGGAUGCCGUCAUCGAGUACAGUGGCUCUGACCAUGUUAUCGAGAGGAUCAACUGCACGGACCGCCUCGAGGAGGAGAUUAUUGUCCAGGUGCUCUCUGUUGGAAACCUUUACAACCCAGAUGUCAGGUACUCCUUUAAUAUCCCCAUAGAGGAUAAGCCGCAGCAAUUCUUCUGGGACGCUUACGGGCCCUGGCAGGAGUGCAGUCGGCUGUGCCAAGGAGAGCGGAAGCGAAAGACUCUUUGCAGCCGAGAGUCAGACAGAGUGGUGGUGUCAGACCAGCGGUGCCACAGUGCGGUUCGGCCUGCAGUUAUUACAGAGCCCUGCAACACAGAAUGUGAACUCAGAUGGCACGUGGCCCAUAAAAGUGAAUGCACCGCCCAGUGUGGCGCUGGAUACCGCACUCUGGAAAUAGAAUGCGCCAAAAUCAACCGCUCAGAUGGCAAGAUCCAGAAAGUUGAUGACCGCUACUGCAGUGGGCAACGUAAACCUAAUGACCGUGAAGGUUGCCGUGGAGAUUGUAACCCUGGUGGGUGGGAGUACUCACCCUGGUCAGAGUGCUCCAAAAGCUGCGGCGGAGGCACCCGACGUCGAGGAGCAGUGUGUCGAAAGACUUCUGAGGGUGGCGAUGAAGAGAGCAGAUGCAGUCAAAGGGAUAAACUAACCGUCCAACCCUGCAAUGAUUUCCUCUGUCCACAAUGGGAGACUGGUGACUGGUCUGAGUGCCUUGUAACAUGCGGGAAAGGCUACAGGCACCGUCAAAUAUGGUGCCAGUUUGGAGAGGACCGCCUGGAUGAUCGCUUCUGCGGUACAUCCAAACCUGAGUCGGUGCAGACAUGUCAGCAACAAGAGUGCGCCUCGUGGCAAGUUGGACCCUGGGGACAGUGCACUACCUCUUGUGGGCCAGGCUACCAGAUGCGAGUGGUGAAGUGUGUGGUGGGCUCCUAUGGUGCUGUCAUGGACGACACUGAAUGUAAUGCUGCCACGCGACCCACUGAUACGCAGGACUGUGAAGUGGCCCAGUGUCCGAGCAGCCACCCUGUUCCCCCAGGAACUAAAGUCCCCUCUCACCAAGGCCACAGAACCCAGUGGAGGUUUGGUUCCUGGGCUCAGUGUAGUGCCAGCUGUGGCAAAGGCACCAGAAGGCGUUUUGUGAGUUGCCGUGACAACCAGGGUGGUGUAGCAGAAGAGUCGGCUUGCGCUCACUCUCCAAAACCACCCGCCAUGGAGGUGUGCUCCGUUGUAGCUUGUGGACAGUGGAAGGUGCUGGAAUGGACAGCUUGCUCUGUGACAUGUGGGCAGGGGAAAACAACACGACAGGUGUUGUGUGUCAACUUUAACGACCAAGAAGUGAAUGCUAGUGAGUGUGAUCCAGACGAUCGUCCAGCCACAGAGCAGGACUGUGCCAUGUCUCAUUGCCCGUCCCGUUCCAGCGAGUCCAGACCUUUGCCGUCCUCACCAAACACCAUCUCCAGGAGUAGCCACUCCCAGCAAUGGCGUACCGGACCCUGGGGCGCGUGCUCCAGCACAUGUGCAGGAGGCUUCCAACGACGAGUGGUAGUGUGUCAGGAUGAGAACGGUUACCCUGCCAACAGCUGUGAGGACCGUAGCCGGCCCAGUGAGCAACGAUCCUGUGAGUCAGGUCCAUGUCCUCAAUGGGUCUACGGCAAUUGGGGAGAGUGCACUAAACCAUGUGGAGGUGGGAUAAAGACCAGGUUGGUGGUGUGCCAGCGUCCCAACGGUGAGCGUUUCAACGAUCUGAGCUGUGAGAUCCACGACAAGCCACCAGAUCGGGAGCAGUGCAAUACUCAGCCGUGUCCCUCUAACCCUCACUGGAGCACAGACCCAUGGAGCUCGUGCUCAGCCUCCUGUGGAAGAGGUGUCAAAUCCCGUAAGGUGAGCUGUGUGACCGAAUCGGGCCGCUCCAUCUCAGAGGAAAACUGUCAUCAUCUGUCCCCCAAACCCAGCCGGCAGAGGCGAUGCCGAGGCGGAAGAUGCCCCAAGUGGAAAACUGGCAGCUGGGGAGAGUGUUCAGCCUCCUGCGGGGAUGGAGUUCAGCGGCGGGAGGUUUUCUGCCAGGUUGGUGACCGCCGGAGCACCGCGGAGAGCGGCUGCCCCCAGCGCUCCCGUCCCCCGUCCAGCCAGAGCUGCCGCACGGCAGACUGUCCCUCCCGGUACCGGUGGAGAGAGGGACACUGGCAGGCUUGCAGUAAGUCCUGUGGAUCGGGCCAUCGAAGGCGAGUGCUGGAGUGUGUUGAUUACAACCAGCAUGAGGUCCAUGAAAUAUACUGUGUGAACCAGAUCCGUCCGCCAGACAUAGAGAGCUGCAACACACAUGCUUGUGAACUAAUCUGGAUCACUGGGGAGUGGACAGAGUGCUCAGUGAGCUGUGGUCAGGGCUACCGUCAGCGUCUCAUCUCCUGCAGUGAGGUGCAUUUGGAAAAUGACAACUAUGAGUAUGGCCAUCAGUCUCUGUCCAACUGCCCUGGAACCCCUCCAGAGAGCUACAUGCCCUGUAAUCUGGGCCCAUGCCCAGCUCCAGAAGAGUGGAGGGCUGGAAUCUGGGGACCGUGCUCAGUAAGCUGUGGGGAUGGAGUGAUGGAGAGGACAGUGCAGUGUGUGUCCACAGAUGGACAUGAAGGCAAUGGCUGUUCUUCGGAUGAAGAACCUGACAACAGAAAAGUCUGCAGUAAUCCGAGCUGCAAUUUGCCUUCUAGCUGUCUUGAGGUUCAGCGCAUGAAAGGUUCCAUUCCAGAUGGUGAACACUUUCUCAGUGUUCAAGGAAAAGCUCUCAAGGUAUAUUGUGCAGGAAUGCAGACAGAGAAUCCACAGGAGUACAUCACCUUGACGACUGGAGAAGAGGAGAACUUUUCUGAGAUUUUUGGCUUCAGACUCAAUGACCCUACUCAGUGCCCCGCCAAUGGCUCUAGAAGAGAAGAUUGUGACUGUCGAAGAGACUACAUCGCCUCAGGCAUGACCACCUUCUCUAAAGUCCGCCUGGACCUGAGAAGAAUGAACAUCAUUACUACAGAUUGGCGGUUUGCUGUCACCCAUAAAGGCCAGAGGGUUCCAUUUGCUGCAGCUGGAGACUGCUACAGCCUGGCUAACUGUCCACAGGGACAGUUUAGGAUCAACUUGUCAGGAACAGGUUUCAAGGUGGCUGAAGACACUUCAUGGAUCACCCAUGGGAACUAUGCAGUGACCCGUAUCCAGAAAUCCCAGGAUGGCAGCAGAGUAACAGGAGUCUGUGGAGGCUACUGUGGAAAUUGUACACCAUCCUCUGGUGACACUCUGUCUGUAACAGUGGAGUAGAUCAACAGCUACAACAGUCUAGUGUUUUUUCUUCAGGUUCCCGUUCUGCGACCUUAAUCCUCAUCAAUGGUGCUACAGUCAGCUUGGAACACAAAAUCAUCCCAUCGUCACCUCUUAUUAUGUUUGUAUAGUGUAAAUGAAUCUGCUGUAAGUAUUGUAAAUACCUUAUUUAUUCUACUUGCCAUUUAUUUUUGUACUUUUAAAUAAUUUAAAUUUAUUUUGUUAAAAGCUGGGGCUAAACAUGUGCGCUAUCUGGGCAGGUUUAGUCAGAUUUUCCUUCCACAUUUUAUGAUAAAUAUUUAACUUUGAAAUGCAGUGCAGCCAUAUGUGUGUGUUUGUUUUCUCUCCAUUAAGUCAAAAAGUCUUUUUUGCAAACUUACCAGACAAAAUGUUGUCAUGCAGUGUCCAUUUUCUAUGUCUUUUU